UUUCAAUACAUGCUGUAGAAUUGAACAGCUGCCACCUCGUUUUCUUUUCCGUCUCUCUCAAAUUCGCGAUAAUCUUUUUUGCCCCCAAUAUCCUCUAGAAGAUUCUAGACGCUCAUCAAUCUUUCUUUGUUUGUCCUCUCCGCUUGCUCAUCUGAAGGAUAUUGUGGAUACCUUACAUGCUACAAAACUGUUGGAUUCCUAAGGUUAUUUUCUCAUAGAACUCAACCAACUCAAGGAUAUCAAGAAACUUAAAAAGCAAAGCGACAAAGAAAAAACCUUGCGGUCUUUAACGUGGACUAAACCCUAAACCUUUGUCGUCCUCAUUUUUUUAAGAUACAAACAGGGAGAUUUUGCACCCCCCUCAGGAUGGCUUCGUUUGGGUCUCUUAAGCAGGCUAUCUUUGAUAGACAAACGAGAAAACAGCAAUACCAAGAUCACAUACGAGGCCUGAAUGCUUAUGAUCGCCACAAGAAGUUCGUCAAGGAUUAUGUUGGAUUUUAUGGAAGAGAGAGCUUCACACAAGAAAAGUUACCUGUUAAAACAGAUCAGGAUACUCUUAGAGAAGGAUACCGGUUCAUACGAACUGAGGAAGAUGAUAUGAAUCCAUCUUGGGAGCAAAGGCUGGUUAAGCGCUACUAUGACAAGCUUUUCAAAGAAUAUUGCAUAGCUGAUAUGACACACUAUAAGAGUGGCAAGAUUGGUCUGAGAUGGAGGACCGAAAAGGAAGUGAUAUCUGGAAAAGGGCAAUUUGUCUGUGGUAACAAAAAUUGCAAUGAGGGAGAUGGUCUAGCUAGCUACGAGGUGAAUUUUUCAUAUGUUGAAGCAGGAGAAAACAAACAGGCCCUGGUGAAAUUGGUAGCCUGUGAGAGAUGUGCAGAAAAGCUUCUUUAUAAAAAGAGGAAAGAGAAGGAACAAUCUAAAGAAAACCAGAAAGAUAAGCAUCGAAGGAAAAGAGAAAGAACUGUAAGUGAUGAUGACGAAGAGGAGGAUAAAUAUGAACAAAGGAAAGGCAGGAGUAGAAGGUCCAAAGCUUCAACUUCAUCUGAUAAUCCGGGUAAUGAAGAUAAUGAAAAUAUGGAUCAGUAUAUGGAGGGCAUGUUUCCUUGACAGGAGGAUAUUGAUGUUAUUGUAGAGAUUUUACGUUUCAUUAAAUUAGUUUAGAUCGCCAGCUAGAUAUUUUUGUUUGGGCAACUUAUACGAUUAAAGGUAAGGCCAUACUUAUUUCU
Molecule: messenger RNA, 1226 nt
Organism: Lycium barbarum (goji berry)
Lineage: Eukaryota; Viridiplantae; Streptophyta; Magnoliopsida; Solanales; Solanaceae
Exons: 2
Coding region: 367-1107 (246 amino acids)
Biological process (GO): dephosphorylation
Molecular function (GO): phosphatase activity
Source: RefSeq, a predicted model, not a curated record